AUUGACAAAAAGAAAGUUCAAAUGCCCGACCACGUUUGACAAACAAAUCCCAUCCAUCAAUCACCGAGGAAUAGCCCUCUCGAAAACAAUUCUCAUUGAGAACAUUUCAACACACAACUGGGAUAUUUGUUUCCCAUUACAUUUCAAAAUGAAAUACUUUCUAUUUUCCCUUCUUGUCCUGGCUACAUUGAGCUUUGCAUUGGCUAAAAAUCAAUGUGGAGAAAAUGAGAUAUUCAAUGAUUGUGGAUCCCCGUGCGAUCGAACUUGUGAGAACCCAAAUCCGAUGUGCAUACAAAUGUGCAAAGCGAGAUGUGAGUGCAAGCAAGGAUUUGUUGUUGAUUCAAAUACCAAAAAAUGUAUCGAUCUGAAAAAAUGCCCGAAAUCUGCCUAAUUUUGUUCUGAAGUAUUUAUCAAUGAAUAAUCUCAAUUACUGU
Molecule: messenger RNA, 434 nt
Organism: Caenorhabditis elegans
Lineage: Eukaryota; Metazoa; Nematoda; Chromadorea; Rhabditida; Rhabditidae
Gene: spi-4
Product: TIL domain-containing protein
Exons: 2
Coding region: 149-391 (80 amino acids)
Source: RefSeq, marked reviewed